This is a messenger RNA of Blumeria graminis f. sp. triticale, 2229 nucleotides long. NCBI's taxonomy places the organism in Eukaryota, Fungi, Ascomycota, Leotiomycetes, Helotiales, Erysiphaceae. The record is from the annotation of a GenBank genome assembly.
AUGUCGGCGCGCCUCACGUCCCAAAAAACUGCUGAAUCGCGUGUGGGCAAUCGAGUAGGUUUAUCCACUCUUCGAGCUUCAGAGCUUCCAGAACGGACCGAUGUGAGACGCUGGCGAUUGCUAGCCGAUAAAGGCCGCCACACAUGGCAUUAUCUAGAAAACGAUGACCAAUUGAAAGAAUGGCCCCAAAGUAUCGCUGAUAAGUAUUUUCUUGGUCUACCAACAGAUCUUCCUUCACUACCUACGCCCCAAACCGCCCUUGAUUCGGUUAAAAACUGCCUUGAAUUCUUUCAACAUCUACAACUUAGUCCUGGAAAUUGGGGAUGUGAAUAUGGGGGGCCUAUGUUCCUGUUACCUGGCCUUGUGAUCACAUGGUUUGCUACCGAAACAGAAAUUGCAAGUCAUAUUGCUAUCGAAAUGAAGAACUAUAUAUUUAGUCGUGCAAACCCAAAUGAUGGAGGAUGGGGACUUCACAUUGAAGGAGAAAGCACAGUAUUUGGCACUACCAUGAACUAUACGACACUCCGUAUACUUGGAGUCGGCGCAGAAGAUCCGCGUAUGAUCAAAGCUAGAGGUACUCUACAUAAACUCGGUGGAGCGAUAGGUGGCCCCCACUGGGCCAAAUUCUGGCUUAGUAUUUUGGGGGUUUGCGACUGGGAAGUGGUUAACCCAGUACCCCCAGAAUUUUGGCUUCUUCCUGACUGGGUUCCAUUCGCUCCUUGGAGAUGGUGGGUUCAUAUGCGGAUGGUAUAUCUACCCAUGUCAUUUAUUUGGUCCAAAAAAUGGACAUGUAAAGAAACACCGUUGAUACGUGAGCUACGGCAGGAGCUGUUCACAGAACCCUAUGAAUCGAUUAAUUGGGCGGCUAAUCGCAAUACAAUUGCUCCGACGGAUAACUAUUAUCCCAAGAAAUGGCUCCUUCGAACGGCAAAUUGGUUACUAACUAGAAUUUAUAUACCAUGUUUCAGAAUUGACUCACUUGCUAAGAAGUCAGAGGAGUACGCCUGGAAGCUGAUACAAAUGGAAAACAAAAAUACCGACUUUUCUAAUCUUGCUCCAGUUAGCUUCCCUAUGAAUUUAAUUGUCGCAUACAUCCAAGAGGGGCCAGAAGCUCAUUCUGUAGAAAGACACCGAGAUCGGGCUGCCGAUUAUCUUUGGAUGAAAAACGAAGGAAUGUUAGUCAAUGGUACCAACGGAGUACAGUGCUGGGACACUGCACUUCUUAUUCAAUCGGUGAUAGAAUCAGGUCUCGCUGAAGACGAAAAAUGGAGACCAAUGCUACUUAAAGCUCUUGAAUUUUUAGAUGAUCAGCAGAUGCGGGAUAAUGUUGAUGAUCAAUCGGCCUGCUACAGGCAACAGAGAAAAGGAGGGUGGGCUUUCAGUAAUAAGAUUCAAGGCUAUGCUGUCAGUGAUUGCAUAUCUGAAGCUUUAAAAGCGGUCAUGUUAUUGCAAAGAACUAAUGGCUAUCCCACUCUCCUUGAAGACCAACGCAUUUUUGAUGCCAUUGAUACACUGCUAACCUAUCAGAAUCCCUCUGGAGGCUGUGCUUCCUAUGAACCAGUUCGAGGCCCAGCAUGGCUUGAACUUUUGAACGCAGCCGAGGUUUUUGGUAGAAUAAUGAUAGAGUAUGAUUACCCUGAGUGCACAACAGCAGUAGUAACGGCGCUAUCUACGUUCACCAAGUACUAUCCAGAGUAUCGUUCUGCUGAAAUUAAGUCAUUCAAAGACCGUGCUGUGUCAUACAUCAAAAAGGCCCAAGGAAAAGAUGGCUCUUGGUAUGGUAGCUGGGGAAUCUGUUUCACCUAUGCUGGCAUGUUUGCUUUGAAAAGUCUGGCGAGCAUUGGCGAAUUUUAUUCCAAUAGCCCACAUUCCCGCUUGGGAUGCGACUUUCUAGUUUCGCAUCAAAGAGAAGACGGGGGUUGGUCAGAAAGCUACAAGUCGUGUGAGACUGCAACCUAUGUCGAGCACACGGAUGGCUCACAGGUUGUCAUGACCGCCUGGGCAAUAAUUGGACUUUUGAAAGCCGAAUACCCUGAUCGUUCGAUCUUGCAAAGAGGUGUCAAGUUCAUAAUGAACAAGCAACAGCCUAAUGGCGAAUGGCUCCAAGGUGCAAUAGAAGGUGUAUUUAAUAAGAGUUGUAUGAUUUCAUAUCCGAACUACAAGUUUAUAUUUCCCAUCGAGGCGCUUGGAAUGUACUCUGAACGCUAUGGUAGCGACUUAGUUUUGUAG